This is a messenger RNA of Pseudovirgaria hyperparasitica, 4739 nucleotides long. RefSeq lists its product as uncharacterized. The record is from RefSeq and is a predicted model, not a curated record. The transcript has a single exon. NCBI's taxonomy places the organism in Eukaryota, Fungi, Ascomycota, Dothideomycetes, Acrospermales, Acrospermaceae. Bases 183 to 4415 code for a protein of 1410 amino acids.
AGUGUCAACUGUUGCCGUCCACUUUAGGGCUGCUCGUCAAGGCGGCAAAGAAGCCUCAGGGAUCCUCCGUGCGCUGUACCUACAUAUUAUGGCCGCGACAACUUGAGCCGCCGCCCCAUCUUGUCCUACGAUCUUUUUGCGCCGCAUGGAAGUGGCGGACACACAAUCGUUGCAAGGUACUUAUGGCUGGAGUCUUUGGUUUUGAUAAUAAAUCUAUCCCAUAUUCUGUAAUAGAAGAGACCGGUAGGAUCUAUUACAUUGGCUAUCUAGACAAACGUGCUGACGAGGGCACAGAUGGAUCGGACGCACGAGAACCACCACGAACGAACGAUCCGUCGCUGUCAGGAGGCCUACGAAGAGCACCAUCAAAUAAGUCUGAGACGAGAUCAUUGUUCAGUUUCGCCCGAUGGCCAAGCGGGAUAAGCAGGUAUCGAGCGCGAACGUCGUCCGUCGACAAUGGCCUGGCUUCACCAGUCAGCACCGAGGCUGCUAGUGAUGAUGGAAGUCGACGAUCGAUAUGGAGUCCAACAGUCAAAAUGUCCCCUUUCUUCAUGGCGCGGUUCAGCUCAGCACGAGAGGUUCGGUUCGCACGUGUUAUGGGAGCACGUACUGUGACUUCACACAGUCGUAGAUCAGACCAAAACGAGGACGCAGACGUCACCCUACCUACGAUUGAGCCAGGACCGACGGUGACAGCACCCAUAUCUCGGACGGAACGUCGGUCCCAGUUUGAAGAGAAGCACGAGCAUUCCGCCCGUCGGAGUGCGUUCCCUCCGUCAACAACACCAAGCGAUCCACUUGUGCCUCAGAUUCUAUUGCCUUAUGGACAGCACUAUCGCAUGUGGAACUCGAAAUGGUUGCGUCGAAGAAUGAUAUGGGGCUUUUUUCUCUUUUUUACUUUUUCUUUCAUCGUCGUCAUGGUACUCUAUGGGUUGUCUAAUUCGAAUCAAGGCAUCAGUACACCAUCGUGGAGCGCCUAUUACGGCUGGACUAUUGGACCAGCACUAAUAUUCGUAAUCGUAACUUCAUUCUGGAGACUAGUUGAUCUGGACUGCAGAAUAUUGGCGCCAUGGGAAGACAUGAGACAAGGAUCUUCGCCUGCAGCGAGGUCAUUGCUUGCCGAUUACACUUCACCGAUCCUCCCGGUAGUCUUCUGGAGGGCUGUCAAGAACCACCACUGGGCCGUGGUCUUUUCAAGUCUCGUACACGCCCUACUGACUUUGACGACGGUCUUCUCAACUGGGCUAUUCAUGUUAGAACCAACACGCAUGUCCACGAUCCCUGGCUCGCCAGAACAAACCGUCAAUCGACUACAAGUAAAACGCCUCUCGGUUGGAUUAAUAGGGACAUCACUUCUGGUAAUGGCCAUAUCGAGCGCCUUGCUUGCCAUAUUUCGGCCGCGCGAAGCUGUCUCAUGCGACCCUAAUUCUAUUGGAGCCAUUGCAUGUCUGCUCGCCAGCAGCCCUGCCGUCAAAAGCCGUCUUUCCGGUCUGUCAGCAUGCGGACCUAGAGAGUUCUACAACGAAUUGAGGUUUGACUCGUACCGUUGCAAGAGCAACGGCAACGACGUUCCCGAAUUCGAAGUCUAUCCUACACAAAGGUCCUCGAAAGAGACGUACAAGUCGAGAUUUCAGCAUGAGGUAGUGUGGUGGAGGCCAAGCGCUUUCUACCUAGCAAACACAUUAAUCACCAUUAUUGCCCCUAUAAUCAUAAUCGCGAUACUCGAAGGUGUACAACGAGUAAGCGAUUCGAAGGGUGGGAUUGUUAACAUCAAUUCGUCCAGCGAGGCUCACGUAUUUGCGGCAUACAUCCCUGUACUGCUGAUGGUGGCGAUUCUAGGCCUCUUCUCGAGUUUAGACUUUGGUGUGUCCGUCACAUCUCCAUUCAUUUCACUGAAGUCCCAGGCGAGUGCUCGUGCCAGCAACACGAUCAUGGUCGACUUGAUCGCGCGUUUCCGCCCCGCCAGCCUGUUCAAAUCAAUAAGGAACAGGAACUUUGUCCACGUGCUUUCAGUCACCUGCGUUGUGCUAGCGAGUUGGCUCUCACUCGCCGCAUCUGGUCUAUACAGUGCACGCACGGUGAAUGACGGUCUAGAAACGCAGUCUAUCACAAUGGCGGACAGCUUCAACUUAUCAUUGACCGGCAGCAUCUCGCAGGACGAUAAAGGUGCGGGUCAAAGGACAGCUGCCCUACUCUCUGAUAACUCUACUUUCUCUAGGUGGACUUAUGGAAAUCUUGCCUUUCCGAGGCUGGAGGAGCAGCUACAAAGACGUUCUGAAAUGUCUGGAGUCGCGAACGUCCAGGUGCCGGCCACACGUGCCGCCCUCAACUGCACCAAGAUCCCUAUGGACCAGAUAAGCGUUGAGUUUUCGACUUCACUUCUAAUCAACACCACUCUUCCCUGGAUGUGCGAUACUCCCGCGUCGGCACAAAUGGAAUCCUGGGUACAAGAGUUCUGGUUCAACCCGCCUCCAGAAGGCUCGAAGCUGUAUUUUGGCAACGCUGACCAGAUGUUCUGGAACAGUAGUGGCACGGUCCUGAGUACGGGAGUAGACCUGAACUACUACUUCGAUCCUACAUGGGGCUGUCCCAGCUUCGCAUUGACUCUUGGAACGAUCAAUUUCCAGCCCAACCGGACAACAGGAGCACUGAGCGCUUCCGUCGAGGACCUGAGCAUAGCAGUGUGCUCGCAACACAUCGAGACCGUCGAGACCGACGUCGAACUCGACCUCUCCACCAUGACUAUCAACACCCAUCCCAACCCUCCAAAGGCCCACGAAGACACCGUCACCACACUCUCAAGCAACACCUCUCCACCAUCCCAAAACUUCGGCUACCCCGUAAACACCCUCCUCUCCGCCCUCGAAGACGCCAACAACACAACGAACCGCGCUCUCUCACCAUUCUUCCGCGCCCUCGAAUGGCGCCACAACGGCGCCCACCUCGCCUCCUACACAGGCGCCGCAAACUCAGACAAACUCAUCGCCGCCGCAAACACCAUCUACUCGCUCUUCAUCGCCCAGCUCCUCGACGCAAACGCCCGCGUCCCCUGGACGCCCUCUCCCGCCCCUCUCCAUCCCCGCACCACACACACAAACCAAACACUCCCCAUCCAACUCCCAAGCCUCAACGAACCCACACAUCUCCGCAUAGCACAGAACCGCGGCCCCAAAAUCACCCUCCAAGUCAUCCUCGCCCUCCUCUCCGCCCUCGCCCUCACAAUCUACGCCCUCACCUACUCCGCCGUGAAAACCCUCCUGCCGCGCGCCCCGACCAGCAUCGCCGGCCUGGCAAGCCUGCUCGCAGACAGCAGAUUCGCGAGCCGCGACUUCAUCCCAGCGGGAAGCGAGUGGUGCUCCAACGCACGCCGCCGCGCAGAUGGCGUCUUCGACACGCACACAUUCAGUCUGGGCUGGUGGGACGCCGCUGAUGUGCGUUCUGCUUCUGGCCCUGCCGCUGUCUCUGCCGCACCAAACCCGCACAUAGAUACGCACCCGCACGACGAGCCCGCACCCUCGUCACCCCGUACUCCCGCCUCCCCCUGGACACACAUCCCCACGCUCCUCGCGCGCCUACCUAGCAUCCGGCCCAGCAGCCCGUUCCGACCCUUUGGCGGCGCAACAACAACGACCACUCGCAGCAGCCAAGGCAGCGACCCAGACACCACGACAACCAGCCUGCUACGCGCCAGCUACCCGGCACCUACCCACGACGACGACGACGAUAACCCCACGGCCGCAGACGAGCACCACACCAUCCGCCUCGUGCAUUCCUCCUCCUGGGUCGUCGAUAGAGACGACGAUGUAGAUGUAGACGCAGAAAACAACAUAUACGAAGAAGGCGAAGAAGGCGAAGGAGGCGUGGAAGGAGACGGCCCCGCAAUCCUACCCGACGACCGGAUCGAGCCGCAUCCGGGGCUGGACAGGCGGUUGACGGAGCCGUUUCUGAAUGAUAUUGCAAAGAGCGAGGAGGCGGGCGGGUAUAUGGCUGUUGGCGGGCCUGCGCUUGUGUCUGUGCCGACGGGGGUUCCGGCGACGGAAGCGCAGCCGGAGCAGGAACCGCGACCUGAACUGGAACCACAGCUGGAGCCGGAGCCGGAGCCGGAGUCAGAGUUGCAACCUGAACCACGACCGGAACCGCAACAUGAACCUGAACCGCAACCUGAACCGCAACUUGAACCGGAAACACAGCCGGAACCACGACCGGGACUACAGCCGGAACCACAACCUAACCCCAAACCCAGUCCCCUUCCCAAACCACGAUCCCAUCCACAACCCAAACCCCAUCCCUACAUACCAGGCAUAAGAAGACGAUACGGCGUUGACAUCGGCGUUGCGGCGCAGACGGCGGGUGUCAAGGUGCGGUAUGUGCGGACUCCAGAGGGGGGGGGGAGGGGUGUAGGGGCACGGGAGUGAGUUAGUAAUUUAGUUGAUGCGGAUUGGCGAUGCGUGAGGAGGUCAAGAUACCAAGGGGUGGGAGUCAUGAAAGGGGCACCACGUGUCAAUACCACGAGUCUUUUCUGUAUAUAGCAUUGCGAGGGGCGUUAUUCUUUUGUAUGUGUGCGGUCCACGGGCCGUUCGAACUUUUCAUAGUCAGAUAUUCGCAAUACCAGGCAGGUCGUGAUACCUUCCCCCUCCCCCUCCCAAGAACACGACUGCGCUACUCUGAGACUCUGAGAUGAUUCUUCAUCGCUUGGGCCCUGAGCGCCUUUGUCAAUUCGUGGUAUUGCUGAUCUACAG